Prunus armeniaca (apricot) is the source of this 387-nucleotide messenger RNA. The record is from the annotation of a GenBank genome assembly. NCBI's taxonomy places the organism in Eukaryota, Viridiplantae, Streptophyta, Magnoliopsida, Rosales, Rosaceae.
AUGAACACAGAUGAAGCUUGCACUCGCAGAGUUAUGUGGUGCGCGAGUGAAAUGAAGAGACAGAGAAACGAACACGAAGCUUGCACUCGCAGUCCAAUCUUCAAAAUUCAAAUACUCGGUCUUGAGCCUCUCUCUCAACUCAAGCUUGGAUUUUUUUUUCUUCGUUGGCAAUGUCAGAUGAACAUCCAAGGCAGUUUCUUAGUAUGCCAGAAGAAGCCCAGCAGAUGGUUCUUUAACCUGGGGCACACAUUGCAGUUUGGCAUUGGAUUACACCAUGCCGGUCUGAAUGACAAAGAUGGACCUCUGAUUUUUGCUUGUACCUUGUCACUUAAACAACGGAUAAGGAGUAUAAUGGAAGGCAACUGUCGGAUGGAAACGGUAGAUUAG